Messenger RNA from Chelonus insularis, 1616 nucleotides. RefSeq lists its product as uncharacterized. The record is from RefSeq and is a predicted model, not a curated record. The transcript is spliced from 3 exons. Lineage: Eukaryota; Metazoa; Arthropoda; Insecta; Hymenoptera; Braconidae. The coding region runs from base 294 to 1331 and encodes 345 amino acids.
CAUAAAGAGGAGUUUUCUGCUAUACGUUCAAUCAAGCAUAUGGAUGAAGAAACGAGGGAUGUGAAAAAAGGAUAUUACACAAGGUGGAAGUCAUAAGGUAAUUGAAGAGAAAAAGAAAGAUGGAAAACGAAGAAUGGAAAGAGCGAUCGGUUCCAUCCCAGAUGUACUGGUGUUCUAGUUUUAUCAUCACAACAUAUACCGUCUUCGCCGAAUCUUGAAUAGAUGGAGAAAAGAAAGGAACAUUCUGGCAUCCACUUUCAUUGCUGUUCACUCUACCAGACUUUCAGAUACUGAUGAAAAUGAAAGAAUUCAUGUUGAUGAUAUUGUUGGGAUUAUCAUAUGUGCCAAGCUCAAUAUCAAGCUGGGAUGGAUGCGGUGGAAGAUUAGAACGUGCUCUAGACGCAAUGCAGAGAGAUUCUGCAAGGAAAAAUAAACGUGAAAAUGAAGAUCAAAGUGUUAUUUAUCAACAAAAACUUACAACAGCUCCUUUUGAAAUGACUGUUACUCAUCUUGUUGUAAAGGUACCUGCAGGAGGAGAAACAACUCGUGACAGUUCUUGGGCAAGAGUAGAGAAGUGUCACUACGAACCAAGUAACAACUCUCUUCGAAGUCGUGUAAUGUUAAAUGAUUUAUCAGUAUCCGGUAUAGUGUCAAUAACACCAAGUCAGAGACGGCUGUCAAAAGUUGGUGAAUCUUGUCGAAUGAGUUUAAGACUGAAGCGUGCUGGUAUUGAAUUUUUUACCAGUCCUAUUGCUCGUUCUCGAGGACAAAUGAGAAUACGAACAGAAUCUAGUUUCUUAGAGCCAAGAUUUGCAUCUAUUUAUGCUUAUGGUUGUCGACCAACAAGUCGAAUGGAUAGACAAAUUAAAAGGCAUGAUAAGCCGAUUCCUUCUGUGGAUAAUCAACAUUAUGAAGUUGCAGAACCACGUCAAAAAGAAAUUGAUCGUAGAGCUAGAGAAGAAGAUAUUAUUAUUGCUAAUGAUAGUACUCCUUCACGGUUUGAUUUUGCUCAUUUUGAUUUUUCGCCAACAAAGAAAACUUUCUGGAUUACUAAAUUACAUAAAGAAGGUAGAAAAAGAAGAUCGAAUUUACCACUUGAUAUUUCCACAGAAGAUAUUCCUGAAAACACUAAAGAAAAUUAUCAACAUUAUUUAGAUGAAUCAUAUGGAAUAGUUGACUGGCAAUCAAAAGAACAUGUGGCCCGAGAAAUGGAAGAUAUUUUUUUACGCGGUGCUAGUGAAGCAUUAACGAAAUACAUUGAGCAUGAACUUCAUCCUGCAAUCAAAGAAACCCUUAUGAUUUCAAUGGGAUAUACAAUAAGUUACGGAUAAUAUAACUUAUAAUUAUUACAAUAAUAAUUUUUCUAUCAUCACUUCAUUGUCAUUUACUUUCUAAAUGAAUAGAACACACUGGCUUUGAGAGAAAAACUAUUGAAAAAAAUUUGUGGUCUAGUCCUUGCGUUAUGUAAUAUUUAUUCAAAAUACAUUCCAUUAUUAUUUAUGAUCUUAAAUAUCGUAAAAGUAUACAAGCUUGUUCAUAAAAUGUAAAAUAUAAUGCACUAGUUACAGUCGCUUUAGUUUGACUAGGAAUGAGUCCUUUAAAUAAACCUAAAAAUC